CCCCUUUGCGCCAACCCGGCCCCUGAAAUCCAGUACCUUCACAAUUUCGCAAUUAGCAAUUAACAAAGUGCUAAGAUUCGCGCUCAAGCAGGCGCAACAUGUAUAUCCUUGGCAACUUAACCCGCAUCUAAUUUUCUACGUGAGGUAUAUUAUUAAUAACAUGUCUUAUUACACCGUUUAUGCUCUCCAGUUUUAUUAUUACAUUUACAUGUGAGCCGUAAGGUGUAGAUUCGGCUUCGUUCGCGAGAAUCGCCCCAUUGGCAGCCAACAAUGACCAUCGCCUUGAGCGAUUAUGGACGAUCCCUGGGGCUCGCCUUGGGCACUACCAGAAAACACAUCAAAGAAUGACCCUCCGAUACCAUCACCUCCGAAAAGCUUGCUUAGUCCACCCCCGAGAGCUUUCUUCGGCAGUGCAUCCAACUUCCAAAGCCAAUCCCCAUGGGCGACCGAAUAUGCGCACGGAGAAUGGACCAGUACAGAACAAGCUGACGUUGCGGCAAAUGUGGUAGACUGGGGAGUGUGGGCGGAACCGUCUCCGCUGAUUUCCCAGACGAGCCCAAAGCCUGACGAUUUUGGGAAAAGGAGUUCGGUUGCGUUACCAAGCAGCGCCGCGACAUCGCCCGGGCUGAGACCACUUCCACGCUCUCGAACUUCUUCCGUAUACCGUCACCACUCGCCAGAUCCGUGGGCAGCCGAAGUAUCGUUACAAGAUAGGAAGGGUGACUCUUCCACGCCCGUGAAUGCGUUAGGGAUCAACAACAUUAACUUACAGGAAGAAUUGGUUGAAGCCCCUGUAUCUGUAGUAAAAACGCAAGAUGAUGCUACGGAUAGCCAAGCAGCAAGAGAGGACCAAGACGAUAUUAGGACAGAGAAGAGCGAACAGAUUUUAGCCACCGAAUCUCAAGUAUGGGAGCUCCCGUCGCCGUCGCCGUCGCCGUCGCCAUCGCCAAGGACACAAAAACGACAGGAUUCGGGUUUUAGUUCUACACCGAAAGUUGACACCCAAGAUACCCUAUCCAGACCGCCAUCGACGCUAUCGCUUAGUAGCUCUCGCGGAGUAGAUCAUCAAGACUCACCGAUUACAUCAAUUGACGAAGACACUAAGUCGUGCCUCCCGAAAACUUCUAGGAAAGAUUCCGGAAAGGUUCAGGAGCUUGUGGGAAUGUAUGACGGCUUGACAAAAAUUCCUAGGGAAGAUCCAUUUAGGUCAACGCGACUUGAACUGCCAAAAACGGAGAACCGAGGGAGGUCACCAAGUCAGGCCAGAAGAUCGUCUUCACCUGCGCCUCGGUCUGGAGAUACUUCUAUUGAGGGUCAUAUUCAGAAAUCCUCUGAGCACGAGGUCGCAUUGGCAGCAACUACCUCAGCGCCGGUUCAGCAGAUUAUUGACAAAUAUGGUCCCAUACAGUUUGACAUCGACUUUCAGUUGGUCGAUAAGGUCUUCCCCGAUAUCGCCCAGGAUUUAAAAGAGGAUGACAAUACAAGAGAUAACAGUGGUGUACCGGAUCAAAUCAUCAAGGAUAGUUUCACAGCAAUCUCGGAGCGUAAAACUUGGUACCGUCUCUCACGGUAUGGAUCGAUGCGUAAGCAUGACUUGGGAGAUGAUGACAAUUACCAUAGAGUAGAAUGGUCAACAUCGCGUGUGCACAAUGAUGUUAUCAAAAUUAUUCGGAGAUGGAUGGAGGAGGAUUCAAUAUCCGGACGAGUCACUCCGGGUGCCGGUAUACGAACAAGCGUCUUUAAUUGGGAUUCUUCCGCAGCUCCUGUUGAUCUGGGUAAGGUAUUUGCUCGCAAGACCUCCAUCACGCACUCGCGAAAAACUUCGCUUCCAUCAACAAAACACAGUUUGGAAAAGCCAGCGCCUCCAACAUCUCCAAUAAAAAGUCCGAUCAAGCCGCCCGAUGCAGUUCCCGACACGCCCAGGCCAGCUUCUAUUCCUAGUUUCAACUGGAGCUCAGAUGCUAAAUCAUCCCCUACUACGCAAUCGAUUUCUAGCAGCAGUGACGGAGUCGAUCGCGCAACCAAUAUGCGCCGGCCAGGAGUAAAAACCGUAACGAUUGAGACUAUAAGCCACACCACAAUACCAGCACCAGCACAACUAAGCCAAGGCGAAUCCCAUGAGGAAAGCGAAGAUGACGACGACUGGGGAGAAAUGGUGUCGUCGCCCCGAGUAGAAUCUCAAAAGGGCCCCGCUCUUGCAACAGAGUUGAUAAGCAACAAAAAUGGGACCCCCUUACUUUCGACUAACAGUGCCAGCAAUGCUAGCAAUAUGGCCAUAAUUAACGAGAAGAGCAUAGAAACAGCCCAGAGCAGCAGCACAGCACCUGGACUUUCUACUUUGAUGCUUGGAGCUAUUCCGUCUCCAGCGCAACGUUCUACUCAACCAGCAUCCUUGACCGUGGAAACGCCGAAAGUUGACUCGUGGCCUGCGGUCGAUUUCUCCGUGUUCGAAGGUGUUUCUCCGCAGACCCCGAAGUCUCCAAGACAAGAUACUUGGCCUUUUGCCAACUUGUCUAUCUUCGAAUCGCCAGCAUCGGGAUCAGUGCCAGCUUUGAUACAGCCUCCAAAUAUAAAAUCAAACCUUCAUUCAGGUCCCCGCACCAACAAUACAAAUAUGAACGAGGAGGUUAAGACAGCCAAGGCCCCUUUGAAGGCUGUACUGGGUCCGAUUGAAAACAAGACGCGCAAACAAGACGAAGAUAACAUUGUUAAAAAUGUUGUACAAAAUCUACCUGAUCUAUCAUACAUGCUACAUUAACAUGUUACUCCAUAAGAUUAUAUCUACUUGGGUAACUUAUUGAGUUGUUCCGGGACCUCGACGAUUGGAAUAAACAAAACGGAGUUUAGUUCUCCUGGGUACCUAUUAAGUGAAGCAUUGCUUUAGGGCGUUUAACGGUAUUGGGAUUAUUACAUUAUAUUUCUGUAGCGCAUAUGAGCUUCAGCAUUCCGCAGGGAGUUUAAUUGACGAAUGAUAGCAAACGAGAAAUAAUUGACUUAAUUUUUAUGUACCUGUCAGUGGUCCGAGUUGAUGUUGGAAUUUGAGACUUGAAAUGUUGCAUAAGCCACCGCUUCUUGAGGC
This is a messenger RNA of Daldinia caldariorum, 3079 nucleotides long. RefSeq lists its product as uncharacterized. The transcript has a single exon. The record is from RefSeq and is a predicted model, not a curated record. Lineage: Eukaryota; Fungi; Ascomycota; Sordariomycetes; Xylariales; Hypoxylaceae. Bases 293 to 2758 code for a protein of 821 amino acids.